Molecule: messenger RNA, 1068 nt
Organism: Geodia barretti
Lineage: Eukaryota; Metazoa; Porifera; Demospongiae; Tetractinellida; Geodiidae
Source: the annotation of a GenBank genome assembly
AUGAAGCGAACACCCCUUUAUGAGGUCCACAGAAACCUCAAUGCUAAAUUUACCGAAUUCGGCGGUUGGGAGAUGCCCCUUCAGUAUAGCAGCAUCGUUACGGAACAUUUGGCUGUCCGAAGCAUCGCCGGUUUGUUUGACUUGUCGCAUAUGGGAGAGAUUGAAGUUUCUGGACAGGGGGCGGACGAAUUGGUGCAGAAGCUCAGCACGAACGAUGUGAGUCGUUUAAGCGAUGGGCGUGUGUUGUAUACCCUAUUCUGCAAUGAAACAGGCGGAAUAGUUGACGACCUACUCGUUUACCGACAUGCUGAUAAUCACUAUAUGCUGGUGGUCAACGCCGCCAAUAUUGAAAAAGAUCUGGCAUGGGUGGAGACCUGUAACGAUACAGGUGCAGAGGUAAAAGACAUGUCCGAGGACAUGGCUCUCAUUGCACUGCAGGGUCCAAAGGCAAUAGAUCUUCUGAAUCCUUUCGUUCCUGAACGAGAUGUCUCCGAGAUCCCGUAUUUUCGAUUUACAACGGGUGACGUCGCUGGUGUCCCUACUGCUAUUUCGCGUACGGGUUAUACUGGGGAAGUUGGCUUUGAGUUAUAUGUUCCUGCGGCAUACGCCGAACGUUUGUGGACUGCAGUAGGAGGACAACCGGUGGGGCUUGGUGCGCGCGACACCUUACGUCUGGAAGCUGGGCUCCGCCUCUACGGUAUGGACAUGAAUGACGACACGAACCCGUUUGAAGUUGGGCUGGGUCGGUUCGUCAAAUUUAAGAAUCGACAAUUUAUCGGCAAAAGUGCACUCCUUGCACACAAAAGAAAGGGCAUCACGAAGCAUAUAAUUGGAUUUCAGAUGCUUGACCGUGCUGUAGCACGUGCCGGUUAUGCUAUUUAUCAAGGCGAUGAACGCAUAGGUAGCGUGACCAGCGGUACCCCUUCACCGAGUCUUAAAUGUAGUAUAGGCUUCGCUUCUAUUGAAUCACAGGCAGUGCCUGAAAAUGAAAAAAUUGAUGUGGAAAUUCGAGGUAAACUGCACCCCGCCAUAAUUGUGGAGGUGCCUUUUGUUUCAAUAGGAACGUAA